AUGUCUUACUCGUUCUUCAAUCACUCUGCAGGCGCUAUAACUCACAAGAGAAGCUUAAUACCAUCGGCCACUGGCCCUGAUAUCUCUUCGUUCCUAAAAGAGCUGCAAGAAGACUUCCCUGAUUCACCCAUCACCCAAGAGUCCCCGGCAAAGAAAGAAUGUCUGCAGUCACCUCUACCUCCCCGACCAAACUACUCAAUCGUCCCCUCAACCAUUGAUCUCGAAGAGCAAUCACGUAAACCUCAUCUAGAUACAUUCCAUAAGUUCAAGGACCUUCCACUGGAACUUCGAAUCAAGAUAUAUGAAUUUUCAUCUCUGGAACCAAGAGCAGUUCCCAUUUGGCCCAUCUCUACCGACCGAAAAAACGAAAACGUCGAAUUCCGAUUUGCAUCCGAGACUCCUGCCAUCAUGCAAGUCUGUCACGAAGCUCGAAGAGAAUCACAAAAGCUUGACAUCUAUGCACGAACAUCCGAUACUCCAUCUCCACUCCCACGUAUCUGGUUGAAGCCUAGUAUCGAUAUCAUCUGCCCUGUACGCAACGGCAAUGCCAUCUGGACCGUUUUCCAGUUCUUGAAAUUCAGCCAGAUGAUAAACUGCUUCAACAUCGAACGCUUAUGUAUUGAUGCUUUUGAGUUUCAAUGCUCCCAGCUAACAGACAACUUGCACACGUUUGUCGUCAUUCCAAAGUGGAUGAAUCAUAAUCUUCGCCAGAUUAUGGCUUACAGCCCAUUGCAUCCCAUCGAUAUCCAUCGUCAGCCCCUCAGAAUCGUCAAUUCUACCAAGCUCAAUCUUGAACAAGACUCCGAGGAAGUCAUGAUGCAUUCUAUGGAGGCGGAUAGCAGAUUCGAGGAACUGGAAGAUUUGAUGGGGAAUCUUAGUUCUUUCCAAAGAGCUCAGAAUGAGUUGGAUAAGACGACGGGUGAAAGAUUGGUUCACAUGCCUAGCUGGCUCUAUAAGAAUCGGAAAACAUGGACUCAACCGGAGCUCAUGCGCUGUGCGGCCUUGUAG
Messenger RNA from Botrytis byssoidea, 1008 nucleotides. RefSeq lists its product as uncharacterized. The coding region runs from base 1 to 1008 and encodes 335 amino acids. The record is from RefSeq and is a predicted model, not a curated record. The transcript has a single exon. Lineage: Eukaryota; Fungi; Ascomycota; Leotiomycetes; Helotiales; Sclerotiniaceae.